This is a messenger RNA of Dibothriocephalus latus, 771 nucleotides long. Lineage: Eukaryota; Metazoa; Platyhelminthes; Cestoda; Diphyllobothriidea; Diphyllobothriidae. The record is from the annotation of a GenBank genome assembly.
AUGUCGGACGUAUCACCUUCCGGUGACGAUGAUCAUCUACACUGUGUCGACGAGGAUACAUGGCUGCUAGGGAAAAUUCCGUCAUCUUCAUCGUCCUUAGCUUCCAGUGUAGACGCCAGCAACUUGAAUGCCGUGGUGCCGGUAGCUAAAUCUUUCUCUCAUGCUGACGGAGAUUGCGAAAGAAAAAUUGUCCGGAAAAAAUGCCGGUCACGCACUCGAGAAAAGCUGGGAAAGCUCCUGCGAGCAGUCUACUGGCUUAAACAAAGUAAUCGGCAACUGCAUAAGCAGGUGUUGGAAUUAAAACAGUUGGUUCUAACCAAGCGCGAGGAAGGGCAAUCGCCGUCCACAAGUUGUCCUCUCUCCUUCUCAAAACCCCUGGUUGAAGUAAUGUCCACAGAGAGGGAUUUCGAGCAGUUUGAGGCAGCAGUUCUGGACGCGGACUACCGUCGACAAGUGACUUCUUAUCUCUGCGCCUUGAGAGGAGAUAGAAUAAGGACCUUCGCCCAACGCAUAUUCGGCUCCCUCUUUUCUGAUGAUAUAACCCGCUGUCUUACUUUCUUUGGCGCGCGUCAGAACAAGCGCGCUUUCUUCGGUUCUACCACAUACGGCAUUGUCCUUGAUGUUUUCAAAAAGUGGAACGCUGACAAGAGAUCGGACCUCUUUCACCUGGAGGAGGCCUUCAGGUACACCUUCAAGAAGGCUCGCGACAGGCUGUGCAAGAGAAGCUUUAGGCGACCUGCUGACGCUGAUUCGAAUGAUCAGCUGAAUUAG